GCCAUGGAAUUCAGGUACAUAACAAUAACAACAACAUUAACAAUAAGAAAACUAUUCAUUUGCAUGGUAUGAUUUGAGAAGUUUUAGAAUGAAAGGAGAUCUUUCUGAUUAUUCAUUUGAUCUCCUUUCUUCUUUUUUCUAAUAUCAUCAUGUUCAUCUAUUAUUAUUAUUAUUGAAAAAGAAAAAAAACGACCUAAACGACGUGUUGCUUCCCUAUCUCUCUCUACAUCCCUCCUACCAUCGUCGUCGCUGCUACCAACGACAAAAAUGUAUCAAGUUGGUAUCUAUCGUGAGGGAGAUAGUUUGGAGCAUCCGCCUUCGCUUGCUGCUGGUGGGGAACGGGAAUCAAUAGCUACGCCUGGAAAAGAUGCGCAAAGUGGACAUACUCCACAGCCAGAGAUAAAAAAAGUGCUGUCAUCAAAGUUCCCUUGGGUGAAUAUUUCAAGGAAUCUAGUAUUGGCAUACCAAAGUCUAGGGGUGGUAUAUGGAGAUUUGAGCACAUCACCACUUUAUGUCUAUAAGAGUAUAUUUGAUGGGAAGUUGCAAGAUCAUCAGACUCCGCAAGUAAUAUUUGGUGUAUUUUCAUUGAUCUUCUGGACAAUAACACUCAUUCCUUUGCUCAAAUAUGUAUGUAUCGUAUUGAGUGCAGAUGAUAAUGGCGAAGGUGGUUCAUUUGCUCUUUACUCUCUGCUCUGUAGACAUGCAAAGUUUAGUCUACUUCCCAACCAACAAGCAGCUGACGAGGAUCUAUCUUCUUACAGAUAUGGUUACUCUGGGAAGUCAACAUCGUGUAUAGAGUUGAAGAAAUUUCUCGAGAAGCAUAAAAAGUCGCGUACAAUACUACUUGUUAUUGUAUUAUUGGGUGCUUGUAUGGUCAUAGGUGAUGGUGUUCUGACACCUGCGAUGUCAGUUAUCUCAGCAAUAUCAGGGAUAAAGACGGAUGCAGAAAACCUAACUCAUGAUUGGGUGAUGACUCUUUCUUGCGUAAUAUUGGUUGGCCUGUUCGCUUUACAGUAUGCUGGAACUCACAGGGUUGGAUUUUUGUUUGCACCAAUAGUGGUCAUCUGGUUGAUAUCGAUUAUGCUCAUUGGAUUGUACAACACAAUCAUUUGGAAUCCCAAAAUUGUGUAUGCUCUUUCGCCCUCUUAUAUCGUCAAGUUUUUUAAGGAAACAGGAAAAGAUGGUUGGAUUUCUCUUGGAGGUGUCCUCCUCUCUGUCGCAGGUACUGAAGCUAUGUAUGCAGAUCUUGGUCAUUUUUCCGCCUGCUCUAUGAAGCUAACAUUUGCAUUUCUGGUGUAUCCGUGCUUGGUGAUACAGUACAUGGGUCAAGCUGCUUUUCUGUCCAAAAAUAUCGAGUGCGCAACAAAUAGCUUCUAUAGCUCAAUACCUAGGCGAGUAUACUGGCCCGUUUUUGUUAUUGCAACCCUCGCAGCCAUUGUUGGCAGCCAAUCUAUCAUCACAGCCACAUUCUCAAUCGUCAAGCAAUGUAAUUCACUAGGUUGCUUCCCGCGGGUCAAGAUUGUCCACACCUCAAAGCAUAAAGGGCAGAUCUAUGUACCGGAAAUAAAUUGGAUCCUGAUGAUUCUCAUGCUGCUUGUGGCUGUCGGGUUCCAAGAUACAACUUUGAUUGGAAAUGCAUAUGGGCUAUCUUGCAUGACAGUUAUGUUUAUCACAACAUUCCUCAUGACACUUGUUAUAGUAUUUGUGUGGCAAAGAAGUUUAAUAGUUGCCGCGUCCUUUCUCCUGUUCUUCUGGUUCAUCGAAGGUCUCUAUCUAUCUUCCGCAGCCAUUAAGGCUCCACAGGGAGGAUGGGUGUCCCUUUUGUUCUCUUUUAUCCUCUUAAUCGUCAUGCUUGUUUGGCACUAUGGAACUCGUAAGAAGUACAAGUAUGACCUGCACAACAAAGUUCCGUUGAAAUGGAUCCUUGGCUUGGGUCCUAGCCUUGGUAUUGUCCGCGUCCCUGGGAUAGGGCUAAUAUACUCCGAAUUGGUAACAGGAGUUCCACCUAUCUUCUCUCACUUUGUGACAAAUCUCCCUGCAUUUCAUAACGUGCUGGUGUUUGUAUGUGUCAAAUCUGUUCCUGUACCUUAUGUCUCAUCCAAUGAACGCUUCCUCAUUGGUCGCGUUGGCCCAAGACCAUAUCGCAUGUAUCGUUGCAUUGUUCGAUAUGGUUACAAGGACACACAUCAAGAUAUUGGCAACUUUGAGGAGCUUCUCAUCAAAUGUCUAGCAGAGUUCAUCCAAAUGGAUUCCGUGGAACCACAAUUACCGACCUCCGAGAGUCCAUCACUUGAUGGGAGGAUGGCAGUUAUAAGCACAAAACUACACCCAAACUCAUCAUUUAUCAUCUCAGACGAUGAUUUUGAGACGUGUAGCACCAUUGAAAGCAGCAAGUCACUGACACUACAGAGUGUAGGAUCUUCUUACGACGAUGCAAACCCUGAAAACAAGAAACGAAGAGUCAGGUUUAACUUGCCAGAGAACCCUGGCAUGGAUCCUGAAGUUAGGGAUGAGCUGCUAGAUUUGGCUCAGGCAAAGGAGGCAGGGGUUGCAUAUAUCAUGGGACACUCAUAUGUCAAGGCGCAAAAAUCGUCCUCUUGCUGGAAGAAACUUGUCGUCGACGUUGGAUAUUCAUUUCUGCGCAAGAACUGCAGAGGUUCUGCUGUUUCACUUAACAUUCCUCACAUUAGUCUUAUUGAAGUUGGCAUGAUAUACUAUGUCUAGAGGGAGGUUGCCACUUGCCCGGCGUGUCGCACCUUCAUCGCAGUUGCCUGCAUAAUAUUUUCACAGGUAGAUGAAAAAUUCUCCUGAAUAUUUUGCACCAAAUACCAGUCUUGUUCACUAGCAUAUAUAUAUAUAUGUCAUCAAGAGGAAAAAAAAGGAAGGCAUUGCUCCUGUAUUCAUAUAUGUAUUUUAACCGUUAGAUAGAGACAGUAGUUGCAAUUGAAAUAGCUAUGUAGGCUUUUAUAACCUGAGAUUUGAAUAUUUCUUUCUCCAAAAAAUAUGCAGUCAAUUAUUUACUAACAUUAGUAAACAUAAUGAUUAAGAUCAGGCAAUUUUGUAGUUUGCACCUUAAAUUUUCAAUUGCAAUGGAUUGAUAUUUUUGAAGUAUGAGUAUCUUGUGUCAUAUAUAGUGUAUCCUAUACACAAAUUUUCAAUGUUGAACUAUUCAUUUCCUCUC
This is a messenger RNA of Capsicum annuum, 3181 nucleotides long. Its product is annotated as potassium transporter 4. Gene Ontology annotation, biological process: cell tip growth; potassium ion transmembrane transport. Bases 268 to 2724 code for a protein of 818 amino acids. The transcript is spliced from 10 exons. The record is from RefSeq and is a predicted model, not a curated record. Gene Ontology annotation, cellular component: membrane. Gene Ontology annotation, molecular function: potassium ion transmembrane transporter activity. Lineage: Eukaryota; Viridiplantae; Streptophyta; Magnoliopsida; Solanales; Solanaceae.